Lodderomyces jiufengensis is the source of this 723-nucleotide messenger RNA. RefSeq names its product mitochondrial 37S ribosomal protein uS10m. Bases 1 to 723 code for a protein of 240 amino acids. The transcript has a single exon. NCBI's taxonomy places the organism in Eukaryota, Fungi, Ascomycota, Pichiomycetes, Serinales, Debaryomycetaceae. Gene Ontology annotation, molecular function: structural constituent of ribosome. Gene Ontology annotation, biological process: translation. The record is from RefSeq and is a predicted model, not a curated record. Gene Ontology annotation, cellular component: small ribosomal subunit; mitochondrion; ribosome.
AUGAUUCGUACAAGACUACAGUCAUCAAUAAGAUCAUUCACCACUAGCAGCAGUAUAUCUCAAAAAUUCAUAUCACCAAAUGAACUAGUAAAUCAAUCAACACAACAAAAACUCGAAAAUCAACAAUUUAAAAAAAAUUUACUUCAAAAUCAAAUCCCAUAUACUCCAAAGACAUUAAGUUCACAUAACCUUCAAAACCAACGUCCCAUUCCAAUAAACGUAGAAUUAUUACAAUACAAACCAUUGAGAUUGCCUCCAACACAUAAUAAUGAAGUUGCAACAUUAACUUUUAGAGGCUAUAAUGAAGAUGAUUUAAUUGGAAUGGGAGAAUUUGCAUUAAGAUCAGGUUAUUAUUUAGGUAUACCAUUAUCUUCUUUAACUACUUUAAAAACUGAAAAAAGAUUAUAUACUGUUAUUAAAUCACCAUUUGCUCAAGCUAAAACAAAACAAAAUUUUCAUAGAACUACUUAUAAUAAGAAAUUAAUAGCAUAUGAUUCUAAUCCUGAAGUUAUUGAUUUAUGGUUGAGUUAUAUAAAUAAAUAUAGAUUAUCAGAUGUUGAAUUAAAAGCUACUAUUACAACUAAUGAAAAAUUAACAUACAAUGAAGAUUUAUUAGCUACUGAAGAAUUUAAUUUACCUAAAGCUUACGAGGAUUUAGAAGAUCCUGUUGCUUUAAAAGUAAAAGAAUUAUUACAAUCAGCAGAAUUUAAAAGACAUUUGUAA